Messenger RNA from Aspergillus chevalieri, 1488 nucleotides. Its product is annotated as NAD-dependent succinate-semialdehyde dehydrogenase. The transcript is spliced from 2 exons. Bases 1 to 1488 code for a protein of 495 amino acids. The record is from RefSeq and is a predicted model, not a curated record. Gene Ontology annotation, molecular function: succinate-semialdehyde dehydrogenase (NAD+) activity. Lineage: Eukaryota; Fungi; Ascomycota; Eurotiomycetes; Eurotiales; Aspergillaceae.
AUGGCACAAUCCUUUGCAUCUACCUUGCGAGACCCUAGUCUCUUCGUCGAAAAGUCCUAUAUCAACGGUCAAUGGAUAUCAUCCACUUCAACAUUCAACAUCACGAACCCGGCUACAGAGACCCUCAUCGGAACCUGCCCCGAAUCAACCAUCGACGAUCUAAACCAUGCAAUCCGCGCCGCGUCCAACGCAUUCCCAACUUGGCGAACCCUCUCAGGCCGCCAACGCGGGCGCAUCCUCCGGAAACUCUUCGACCUCCUAGUCGAGAACAAGAUUGACCUGGGCCGGAUUAUCACAGCCGAAAAUGGGAAAGCAAAGGCAGAUGCAGAAGGGGAAGUACUAUUCUCAGCCAGCUUCUUUGAGUGGUUUGCAGAGGAGGCUCCUCGGGUUUAUGGCGAUGUUAUUCCUCAUAGCAAUGCGACUAGCCGGACGCAUGUUAUCAAAGAGCCCAUUGGUGUGUGCGGGUUGAUUACGCCUUGGAAUUUUCCCAUGGCGAUGGGUGCGAGGAAGGUCGCAGCUGCACUGGCGGCGGGUUGUACAGUAGUUCUCAAGUCGGAUGGACUUACGCCAUUUUCCUUGAAUUCUUUGGCUGUACUGGGUGAACGCGCGGGUAUGCCAAAGGGUGUACUGAAUGUCGUGACAGCACUGAACAAUACCCCACAGCUAGGUCUAGCACUUUGUCAGUCAGACACUGUUAAGAAGAUAUCCUUUACUGGAUCCACAAGAGUCGGAAAGCUCCUGAUGCAGCAAUCUAGCAGCACACUGAAGAAGUUGAGUUUUGAACUGGGGGGUAAUGCCCCGUUUAUUGUGUUCGAUGAUGCAGAUUUGGAGGUGGCAGUUUCCAGUGCACUCGCCAGCAAGUUCAAGGUAACUGGUCAGACGUGCGUGUGCGCAAACCGGAUCUAUCUGCAAGAAGGGAUCUAUGAUCGAUUCUGUCAAAGGCUAGUCAAGGAAGUCAAGAAGUUCCAUGUCGGUAAUGGCGCAGAGGAUACCGUCACUCAUGGACCCAUGACAAAUGGGGUCAGCAAGGUCAAGGAGCACAUUCAAGAUGCUGUCAGCAAGAAUGCGAAGGUUCUCCUUGGAGGAAGCCAGCUGCCUUCGCUUGGAAAGAACUUCCAUGAACUAACCAUCUUGGGCGAUGUCGACGAUACCAUGAGAAUAAGCACCGAGGAAACAUUUGGCCCUAUUGCCGCAUUGUACAAAUUCUCAACCGAAGAUGAAGUUAUCAACAGGGCCAACAGCUGCGAUGUUGGUCUCGCAUCCUAUGUCAUGACAAAUGAUUUGGCUCGAUCGCACCGGGUUACUGAAAGGUUGCAAUUCGGAAUGGUGGCGUUAAACACAGGUGUAAUUUCAGAUGCUGCAGCCCCAUUCGGAGGAGUCAAGCACUCCGGCAUGGGUCGUGAGGGUAGCAAGUAUGGUCUGGAUGAAUAUGUCAAUAUCAAAAUGGUUGUUACCGGCGGCAUCAACACCGUAUACACACGGUUGUAA